Molecule: messenger RNA, 754 nt
Organism: Zingiber officinale
Lineage: Eukaryota; Viridiplantae; Streptophyta; Magnoliopsida; Zingiberales; Zingiberaceae
Product: V-type proton ATPase subunit F-like
Exons: 5
Coding region: 167-559 (130 amino acids)
Biological process (GO): proton transmembrane transport
Cellular component (GO): proton-transporting V-type ATPase, V1 domain; membrane
Molecular function (GO): proton-transporting ATPase activity, rotational mechanism
Source: RefSeq, a predicted model, not a curated record
GGAUCAUUCAGAUCAAAGUCCGACCCGUAAUGAAUCGUGAUCUCGUCCCAAUCUCCCUCUCUCCCCUCUCUCUCUCUCUCUCUCUUUCUUUCUUGUGGACGGCGAUCAGGGAGCGUCACCGAGCGGAGGCGACGCUUAUACAGGUGCUUGUUAAAGGUUUCUCAUAAUGGCUGGAAGCUCUCAGAUCCGGACUAAUAGUUCUGCCCUUAUAGCUAUGAUUGCCGAUGAGGAUACGGUCACUGGUUUUUUGCUCGCUGGUGUUGGGAAUGUUGAUAUUCGGCGAAAAACAAAUUACCUUAUUGUGGACUCAAAAACAACUGUGAAGGCAAUAGAAGAUGCAUUUAAAGAGUUCACCUCAAGGGAGGACAUAGCUGUUGUUUUAAUCAGCCAAUAUAUUGCGAACAUGAUCCGCUUCCUAGUCGACAGCUACAAUAAUCCCGUGCCCGCCAUCUUGGAGAUUCCAUCGAAAGAUCAUCCGUACGACCCUGCUCAUGAUUCUGUUCUUUCUCGUGUGCGGUAUCUCUUCUCCGCAGAAUCAGUGGCCUCAGGAAGACGCUGAACUCUUUCUCGUUUCCAUGCAACAGAUCGAUUGAUCCAUGUCUCCCGGUUUGCUUCUAUUCUUCCCUCCCUAAAGUUCAAGACUAUAUUGUGUAUAAUAAUCCUCCAUUUUAAUGGCGGAACAAACAAAUUCACUUCUGUCGAUCUGGUGAAAACGUUUUGCUGACUGAAUUACGAUCCCUAGUUUCGACCGGUA